This is a messenger RNA of Cercopithifilaria johnstoni, 5895 nucleotides long. NCBI's taxonomy places the organism in Eukaryota, Metazoa, Nematoda, Chromadorea, Rhabditida, Onchocercidae. The record is from the annotation of a GenBank genome assembly.
AUGUCGGAAUGUGAAGGAGCAAGUACCCGUCUUGUAGAUUACGUUGUCGUUAUCGAAUUCGAUGAAACUCAAAUUCGACACGGAAGCAGCGUUGGAAAUAUUAUACAGCGCUUCCCAAAAUAUGAUUGGCCAGAUAUAUCACUAUCACCAAGCCUUGAAGUGUUUUCCCAACCACAAGGUUGGGCUCUUUCGGCGGAAAUGCAUCCUGUUUGCUUCUUCACGAACACACUGACGGAUAUUAUGGGUGCCAGGCAGUAUGCUUGCUGUUUGCAGGUUUACGAGCCUUGUGGAAAUGGUAUUGACGAGGCGGAUGAUACGAGAUCUGAUGAAGGACCAAACCUAUUCAAACCGAAAGUUAUUGUGAUAUUGUCGCGUUUUCCUUUUUUCGAUUUAUUCAGAAAUUGCUUAAAUCGAAUACUCUUGGCUUUGUUGGAAGCGGAAGAUAAAGCCGAAUUGAUGAUUUCAACGCUGCUGUCUCAAGUUUAUCUGACUCCGGGUAUGCCUGCUGUAUCAUUUUGCUUAGGGAGUGAUCGACUUUCUGUACGGGCUCCCAAAUCACCAACUAUACCUGUUACAUCUGAUAAAGUGACACUAUUUCUGCAACAGUUAGGAACAAUCCAUAAUAUUCUAACGCUGCUUUGUGCUGUCAUGACUGAUUAUAAGAUAUUGUUUCGAUCCAGUUCACUUUCUUUGCUUGCUGAUAGCUGUUACGCUCUGCGUUCGCUUCUGUAUCCUUUUGAUUAUCCGCAUACUUAUGUUCCUGUACUGCCUGAAUUACUCAUUGAAUACUUAGAAAGCCCAACUCCAUACAUUAUGGGUGUGCUAAACACUGUCCGUAUACGGUAUACUGAUUUAGAUGCAGUUGUAGUGGAUCUAGAUGUUGGUGCUGUUUACGUACCUCCUUCGAUUACAAUACCUGUUAUUCCUCAACCAUUUCAUCAGCAACUCACUUCUUCAUUGCAAAUGGUACUGUUUCCCGGUCUCUCUACCGCAGAUUAUGCUUGGAAAGUUGGGCAGCCACCAUUUCCUGCUUGUGAAGUACAGGAUAAAAGAAUUCGAGCAUGUUUUCUGCGUUUCUUUGCGGAUUUGUUAAUAGGAUAUCGGUGCUGCUUGGAAGUCAUUCGUGUUUAUACGCCACCACUAAUCGUCUUUCAUAAAUCUGCAUUUCUGGGAUUACGGCAAUUGUCUUCGUGUCCACUUAUUCGUGCUUUCCUUGAUAGCUUGCUUUUCCAGUCUUUCAUAUCCGAACGCGGGUUACCUUUCCGAAUUUGCGACUUGUUCGACGAACUUGUUGCUCAGAUUAGCGAGCAAUUAAAUGGUCAGUUCGGUUCGCGAACAACCAAUAUAGAAAAUAUCGUUGAGACUGCUGAAAAAUUACUUGAGAAUGAAAGGCAGGAAACCCCGUUUUCAGUCACUCCCUUUGUAACUCAGCAGCGAUUUACUGUUUCAUUUUCAACUACAAAACUGCGUCUUCUUAAUAAUGAUUUGAUAUCACGAUCAAUCAGCCGUAAGCUAGAAACAACCUUAAAUAAUGUAGCACCUGUAUUAUGUCCACGUCGUGUCCAAGCCACACCCUGGAUUAUUGCUAAAGAAGAACAUAUGGGAGCAGUUUCUAGACGUUUACAAGUUCUUAGCAGCUGCUUGCAUAACAUCUUUGAUUUCAAAUUGUCGGAUGCCAGAAAGAUAAUGUGUGCAGUAGAAUUAUCAAUGCGAAGUGUUAAUGCUCGCGUAGCAUUUUGUCAAUUGCUAUGGAAAAAUCUUGUCCCAGUCAACCGUGCAACGCUAUUUCCGCAGCAGUUUGAAUUAAUUGUGCGAUUAAUGAACUGCGCCCUCAAUCAAGAAUCCAGAGAGGAUGAACACGGAAUUGCCUAUGCUAUGCUAUACCUCUCCAACAUUUAUUGCAGACGCUUAACAGCUGGUGUACAUCAAUUUGCAUACACUUGCAUUCAAGAACAUGCGGUAUGGGAUAAUCAGCAGUUCUGGGAAGCAGCAUUCUUCCAUGACGUUCAUCGACAAAUCAGGCGUCUUUAUUUACCAGUAAGGGAAGAGUCGGAUUGUCCAUUUCCACUGAAAGAAAAUGUUACGGAUACAUGGAAUUUGAUGGAAAAACCUUCUGGAAUGGAUUUGGUCAGUGAUCAGCUGGCAAACAUUUCAAAUGUUAAGGAAAAUGAAAUCGAGAAGCGUGCAAAAGAAGAAAAUUCGAUUGUUUAUGGACAGGCAAAACAUUAUAUUAAUCUGAUGGUAUAUAUGCGAGUACCACUCGAUGUCUCAAAGUUACGUCGCGUUAAUGUACGUGAGCUAGAAAGACGAAGUGAUCGGAAUGGUAGAAAACGUGAUUUUGAUGAAGAAACUGAACUGUCCGCAAGUGAAAGUGAAGUGGAAAGUGGUUUUGCUGAAGCGGAUUCAACAGAUUUAGGGAAUUCUACUGUUCGUUGGAUCAGCAGGCUCAUUGAUCGUAUUUGUUCAUCGGCUGGUUUGGAGCAACCUCAAAUUGAAAGUCUUUGUGGAGAAAUACCGGGCUUCGUUGCACUGCAUAUCGAUAAUCUGGAACAAGUUUAUACUGAAAGCAAACGUCUUUCACCUUUGCAUAAGCCGAAAUUAUUACAACCGGCACUUUUAUUACCAUCUGAACGUAUUGUUGCUGGAGGACUGCGAGUGUUUUUGUUAGCCGAUGGACGAAUAGCGAGCAUAACAUGUAGCGAAACACCACAAGGCCUUCUUCCAGCAGAAGGAGCUAUUUUCCUAACUAAUUAUCGAGUUGUAUUCAAAGGACAGCCUUGCGAUUUAUUCUUAUGCGAGCAGGUAGUUGUACGUUCAAUAACAGUUAUGUCAAUAACGAAGGAGAAACCGAUUGGUGAUGCUUCAUCCCAAAGCUCUCAGCUUGAGGGUAUUCCCGUACGUGUGGCACAUCAGUUACAUGAUGCUUUCCAGAUACGAAGUUCUGGUUUUCAACUCAUGAAAUUCGCAUUUGAUGAAGAAGUACCGAAUGAGAAGGCAGAAGAAUUCAUGGAAGCUUUGAGUAGUUUACGAUGGGCAUCUGUUUUACCACAUACAUUUUUCGCUUAUUCAGCUGCUUCAUCAGUACUUUCAUCAACUUUGGGCGGUAUCACAUCGAAACACAAGUACGGAACGAUGAAGGAAUUGAAGAAGGCGUUAAUGCGGAAUCCAUUGAAGGAAAGAAAACGAUUCCGUACUCCAGUCAAAGCAUUACCACCAAUUCCGAAAAACGGUGAAGCGGGCACACUGAAUGUCUUAUCACCUGGUGCACCACCCCGUUCCUCAAAAAAUGAUUAUUUGGACCUAUCUGAUCCAACAACAAGCGGGCUACAUCGUCAUUAUUUGGUCGAUUACGAUCGAUUGGGCUUGAAUCAUGGUUCCUUUCGGUUAUCAAACGCAAAUCGUCGUUAUGGACUGAGCAAGAGUUAUCCAAAUAUUGUAGUGGUGCCUGCAAAUACACCUGAUGACAAUUUUACGAAAAUCGGUAAAGGAUUCCGGCAUGGUCGUUUUCCCGUAAUUACAUGGAAAAGUGACAACGGUGCGUUACUUGUACGUGGUGCAGGCUUCAGUUCACAAACAGUGGUCAGUCGGUUAAGGAAACAAGCAAAUUUCCUUGGCAGUAGUGAUAACCAAAAUAUAGGGUAUAGCGGUUCUUAUAUGUCCCUUAAUCCACGUGAUAUGGCUCUACCAAACAGCGUUGAAUUACAGGAAAGAUACGUUUCUAUGUUUGCGGCACUUUCACCGAAGAUGACAAGUGCAGAUGGUCAUUCAUUAAUGUCUGAGUCAGUAGAAUCAUUGUUAUCGCUCUAUUCGAUGAUUACGGCAGAUGGUUUGUCACUAAAUUCCGGAACUCCUGAUUUAUAUCGUAAAUCACAAACAGACAUUGCUCGACAUGCAGCAAAUUUUGUCCGAAAUAGUGGAGGAAGAUCUGGAAUAAAACCCGCAAAUGGUGAGCGGUUUAUUGGUUAUGUGGAUUAUGGUAGCAAUAUCCAAUCACGACAUACGAAUUUGGGACGAGGACAGGCAGUGAAGCCGGUGAUCAGUCUCACAAGGAAGGCACUAUACGUUUUAGGAGAUAGAAGUCAAGCUAAGAUGCUAAAGUUGGACAAUAGAUGCGAAUUCAUUCCUGUAAACUACCCAUCUGCCCAUAAUGUGAAGAUAUCCUUCAAAAAAUUUUUGCGUGCAGCAUGCCCAAGCUGGCCGUUAGAUAACGAUCCAUCUCUGACUUUUCUGAAGCAAAUCGACGAUUCUUUGUGGUUGCAUAUGGUAUCUUCGUUGUUGCAUUUAGCUUGUGCAAUAGUGGAUCUGAUUGAUGUACAACUUUCAACCGUAGUUAUAUGCAUCGAAGACGGAUGGGAUGCCACUUGUCAACUUACAGCGCUUUCAGAGCUUCUCCUUGAUCCUUAUUACAGGACAUUCGAAGGAUUUCGAGUUCUGGUAGAAAAAGAAUGGCUUGCAUUUGGGCAUCGAUUUUCUCAUCGUCACAAUCAUUCAGCUGCAUCUCAAAGCAGUGGCAUUGCACCCAUGUUUUUAUUAUUUUUGGAUGCUGUACAUCAGACUUGGGAACAGUGUCCAUCAGCAUUCGAAUUCAAUGAUUUCUACCUUCGUUUCCUUGCUUAUCAUUCUACUUCUGCAUGUUUUCGUACAUUUUUACAUGAUUCGGAGGCGGAGCGGAUUAAGUUUGAUUCGCUUACUUUAUCAGCAGGAGAACCACGUACCGCAUCACUAUGGACAUACAUUGAUGAGAAACGCCUUGGAUCGUCUCUGUUCGAUAAUUUCAUAUAUGUUGCUGAAAUGCACACUGUUUUACGACCACAAUCAAGUAUAGCCAGCAUAACAUUGUGGCCUUUUUACUGCGAAGAUCAUUUGGCACAUGGGUCUCCUUAUGAUAUCGAAAUAGCUGAGAUGGAACAGCAGCAACGUGAAGAUGAGCAUCAAGAAUCGUUGAUUGAUGUUGGGGCUUCGGUUUCCAUGCCAAGGAGAUUAUUGGAUGCAAGCUAUCGUUGUACACAUUUUCUUCUUCUCGAUUCAUUUUCAUCUUUAAUUGAGAGGUUCAUUCGAUUACGUCCACUUCUCACUAGUGAAGAUGAGAAAGCCGUCGAUUCAUGGCAUACAUUGAUUGCAGUAGUGAAUGACCGUGCAAUGCAAAUUUCAUGCUUUCAGAAUGAUGAGGAUGCAAGUGCUGUAAGUAUUUGGCAUCGUUACGUGCAAAGAGCUGUUCAAAAGAAGGAAACUGUCAAGCUUUUGCUUCAUGGUACAUCCCGACAACAAAGUUCGUCAAGGCAAAGAGAUAGUACAGCAAGCACAAGUUCGGGUCAUCAUUUCAUUACACAGCAGGUCACUCCUGGGGAUAUAUGUGCAGUAUGCCAUCAGAAUGCUCCAGGUGUUGUAAUACGUACAGUUCAUCGAUGUGUGGGGUGUGGUAUGAUUUGUCAUGAAAAAUGUUCUGUCCUAGUAUCUUCUACUUGUCCUAAUAUGGACGAAAAAAGAUUAGUGGUAGCUGCCAAAUGUGAUCUUCCAUCAGUGUCAAAACGAUCUGCAACUUAUACAGCAGAUACAAGGACGCUAACAAUGAGUGCAAGUUGCCCUCAUGCUGGUGCCACCUAUAGUGGAUUUUUAAUGAAGAAAGGUGCUACAUUUAAAAUGUGGAAGCCUCGUUGGUUUGUUCUGGACUCAAAUAGACAUCAGUUGAGAUAUUAUGAGAAUGAAACGGACAUAAACUGUCGCGGUAUUAUCGAUUUGGCUGAUGUUAAAUCUGUCGAAAUAGCUGCUAGCCAUGCUCUGAGAAAACCGCUUCUGGAAGUUCGUACCUCCAGACGUGUGUACUCACUACUUUCUGAUACGAAAGCUGACGCCGACUUAUGGUUAGAAAAGAUUUUGGCUGCUUUGCAUGACUAA